AUGGACAACAGGAGUCAUGACACGACCCAAUCUCCGCGAGGACAUCGGCCGAAGAAACCUGCAAACCCGCUGGUCAAAGGCAUCCUCGCGUUUUGCACUCGGCAUGACAUCGAAGUGAUCCAGUCCGCUGCAAGAGGUGACAGCCAUAACGCGGUCGAGCCAGCGUAUGGAUACAUAGGGGAGCCUGACACGGCACCUGAAAAUGCGCCAAAUCCAGACACUCUGCCUUGUGACCUGUCCAGGCCGUCGCGUCCCUCUCGCACACUGCCACGCUCUGACAUUCCUAAGCGCUACACCAUCUAUGGAUCACUAGUCCUCCUAUCAGCCAACUUCUGCACGCAGAAUCCCCGUUGGGCGGAGCUAUACAAUGGGCUGUCCGACACCGAGAGGACCGACUUGUUUGGAUGUAUUGCCGAACAGGGAUUUGCAGCAUCCGGGGCGGGUUUGGAGCAGAAUGGCAUCAGAGUCGCCAUCGGUGCACCCAUUGCUGCUGAAGAAACGGAUCUCGAUGAUCGAGAGUUGUCAACCGCAACUGAGUCAGAGAUAUCAACAUCAACAUCAUCCCCGCCACCGGGGUCGGGACCGGCAAGUACAACAACAGAAGUCGAGGAAUCACAACCUCCAACCCGCAAACAGAAUGUCCUCCGCAGUCCGUCUGGUCUUGUACCUGUUUAUGGCGACUGGGGCUUUCUGCGCCGCACUCGAGACGAUGACACAUCGUGGGAUUCCGGCAUAGGGGACGGUAAACAGAAAAUAGCCAACCCCAGCCGACGGGACUUUGAGGAGGCCUUUUGGACAUCGACGUCGCAGCAUAAAGGCAUCACGCAAUGCUGGGCGCCGCUGUACACCAUGUUCAGUCGGGGCAAUGUCUCGGAAAAGGCGCGAAUUCUGGGACUUUCUCCCUCGGCGCCCAAUGGGACCCAGACAGAAUCGAAACUGCAGUCCGAGUCGCGGUCAACAUCCCACACGCCCUACGGAUCCAUGGCACGGCUUCAGUCCCAAUUUCCUGGUCUUACCCUUCCCGAGAUCGGGGUACCACUAUCCUCGAUCGACGUUGUGGAUUUCUACGUGGGCAUCGGCUAUUUCGCCUUCUGCUACCUCGCACGUGGGGUUCGGAGAGUCUGGGGCUGGGACAUCAAUCCAUGGAGCAUCGAGGGGUUGAGGCGCGGCUGCGAGAAGAACGGCUGGGAUUGUUUGGUCGUGAGGGUCCGUGAAAACGGGGAACUUGCGCUGAUAAGAGGGACCAAGAGUGGGAGGGAAGACCGAUCGGACGGGGAGAACGUGGUCAGGGAAGUCGUUGCGCGGAUCUCGCAAGGGGACAAUGCUGGUGCCAAACCUGAGGAGUAUGGUCAACAGACCGCGGUCAGGUGCGUUGCCUUUCUGGGGGAUAAUAAAUGGUCGGACAAGGUUAUGGGCGAGAUCCAGCGUGAACUCCGUUUGCAAGGUCUCAGCCUUAAUGUGAAACAUGCCAAUUUGGGCCUACUUCCCACGUCGAGGGGGAGUUGGGAAAAUGCUGUCAAGGUCAUCAAAGGGGAUAGGAGAAGGGUGCAUGGAAGAAGUGGAGGCUGGUUGCAUGUGCAUGAGAACGUCGACAUUCGGCACAUUGAGGCCAUGAAGAACCAAAUCGUCCAGGAGCUCAUUGGCAUCGCACAUGUCGGAUCAGAAAGAGCGGACGGCCCAGAGACUCCUUGGUCAGUGUCGUGUGAUCAUAUCCACCAUGUCAAGACAUAUGCGCCAGGUGUCAUGCAUUGCGUAUUUGAUAUCCAUAUCACGCCGAAUGGAUGA
Messenger RNA from Capronia epimyces CBS 606.96, 1785 nucleotides. RefSeq lists its product as uncharacterized. Gene Ontology annotation, biological process: tRNA methylation. Bases 1 to 1785 code for a protein of 594 amino acids. Gene Ontology annotation, cellular component: cytoplasm. The transcript has a single exon. Lineage: Eukaryota; Fungi; Ascomycota; Eurotiomycetes; Chaetothyriales; Herpotrichiellaceae. Gene Ontology annotation, molecular function: tRNA methyltransferase activity. The record is from RefSeq and is a predicted model, not a curated record.